Molecule: messenger RNA, 2806 nt
Organism: Micropterus dolomieu (smallmouth bass)
Lineage: Eukaryota; Metazoa; Chordata; Actinopteri; Centrarchiformes; Centrarchidae
Product: protocadherin beta-16-like
Exons: 1
Coding region: 1-2517 (838 amino acids)
Biological process (GO): homophilic cell-cell adhesion
Cellular component (GO): plasma membrane
Molecular function (GO): calcium ion binding
Source: RefSeq, a predicted model, not a curated record
AUGAGAACUCGAGAUUCCCUCACCCACCGAUGCGCAAGAUGGCGAUUGUUUUAUGGACUGCGACGGCAAAUAGGACUGCUUAUUUUGCUGCUUCUUGCGGUUAACAUGGUAGGUGGCCAGAUUCGUUAUUCUAUACCAGAGGAAAUGAAGAAAGGCUCUGUCAUUGGUAACGUAGCGCAAGAUCUUGGUUUGGAUCUGAAAAGGCUCCGUUCUGGGCGGGCCCGUAUCGUGACCGGAGAAAACAUCCACUACGCCGAGCUGAAGACAGACAAAGGGAUUCUAGUUGUGAAUGAGAGAAUAGACCGAGAGCAGCUUUGUGGUGAAAUAACACCAUGUAGCUUCAGCUUUGAGGUGAUUUUGGAAAAUCCAAUCGAAUUGCAUGGAAUAACUGUUGAGGUUUUGGAUAUAAAUGACCACGCUCCCGUCUUCCCAAAUAAAGAUAAACAUAUCAGUUUUGAAAUAAGUGAAUCAGCUGUAGUUGGAGUGCAGUUUCCAUUGCAGAGUGCAGAGGAUCUAGAUGUGGGGCAGAACGCGUUGCAAGAUUAUAUUUUAUCACCAAACGACAAUUUUAUAUUGACGCAACAUGCAAAUCCAGACGGGAGUAAAUAUGUUGAGAUGGUUCUCCAGAAGCCUUUAGACAGAGAGAGGCAUCCACAUUUCUCUUUAAAAUUAAUCGCCAUUGACGGAGGAACACCACAGAGAUCUGGUACAGUAAAUAUAGAUGUCACUGUGUUAGAUGCCAACGACAAUGCGCCAGUAUUUAACCAAUCAAUGUAUAAAGCAAAUGUGAUGGAAAACACGAUGAAAGGCACAAGCGUUAUUACAGUAAAUGCCACAGACGCCGAUAGUGGCUCAAAUGGUCUCAUUACUUACAGUUUGUCUAAAAUGAAAGGAAGUGCGGCAGAUAUUUUCAGUAUUGAUGAAAACACUGGCACGAUUUAUGUGGCUGGUCAAAUAGAUUAUGAAAAAGACAGAAAAUAUGAGGUGAGGGUUGAGGCAAAGGAUCACGGUGGCCUAACUGGGACAAGUAAAGUUAUUUUUGAUGUUGUUGAUGUCAACGACAAUGCCCCAAUUAUAAAUAUUAUGUCAUUUUCCAGCCCUCUAUCUGAGGAUGCACCUCCUGGUACAACUGUUGCUGUUUUGAAUGUAAAAGAUGCUGAUUCUGACAAAAAUGGGCAAAUAAGAUGUUCUAUAGAUGGCAAACUUCCGUUUAAGAUUGAAUCAUCUCUAAAAAACUAUUAUAAUUUGAUUUCAGAGCAACAUUUUGAUCGAGAAUCCGUCUCAGAUUAUAAUAUAACCAUAACAGCCACUGAUCUGGGGACUCCUCCUCUGUCUAGCUCAACAAAAUUACACCUCAAAAUAUCUGACGUAAACGACAACGCACCAUUAUUUGAUAAAAAGAGCUAUUCUGCUUACGUCACGGAGAAUAAUCCCCCUGGAAUUUCCAUAUUUGCUGUCAGCGCGCGAGACUCUGAUUGGAAUCUAAACGCGAGAAUCUCGUAUCUUUUAGAGGACACAGAUAUCAGUGGUAGUCCAGUUUCUACUUAUGUGUCAUUAAACUCCGAAACUGGAGUUCUUAGCGCGAUUCGUUCCUUUGAUUAUGAACAAAUCAAACAGCUUCAGCUUACUGUGAAAGCGCAGGACGGAGGCUCCCCUCCACUCAGUAGCAACGUGACUGUGAAAAUAAUGAUCCAGGACCAGAACGACAACCCACCUCAGGUUCUGUACCCAGUCCAGACUGGUGGCUCUCUGGUGGCUGAAAUGGUGCCUCGUUCAGCAGAUGUGGGCUAUCUGGUCACUAAAGUGGUGGCUGUUGAUGUGGACUCUGGACAGAAUGCCUGGCUCUCCUAUAAACUGCAGAAAGCCACAGACAGGGCGCUGUUUGAAGUGGCCUUACAGAAUGGAGAAAUAAGAACUAUCCGCCAAGUGACUGAUAAAGAUGCUGUGAAACAAAGACUGACUGUUAUAGUGGAGGACAACGGGCAGCCCUCUCGUUCAGCUACAGUCAUUGUUAACGUGGCGGUGGCGGACAGCUUCCCUGAAGUGCUGUCGGAGUUCACUGACUUUACACACGACAAGGAGUACAAUGACAACCUGACUUUUUACUUAGUGCUGGCUUUGGCUGUAGUUUCCUUCCUCUUCAUCACGUGUUUAGUGGUUAUUAUAUCAGUGAAAAUCUACAGAUGGAGACAGUCUCGCGUCCUGUAUCACUCCAAUCUCCCUGUGAUUCCGUAUUAUCCACCACGUUACUCAGACACUUUGGGGACAGGGACUCUCCAGCACGUGUACAACUACGAGGUGUGCAGGACGACUGACUCCAGAAAGAGUGAUAUGAAAUAUAUGCAGCCGAUGAGUCAAAGUUUAGUGAGUGUGGAUGGAGCUGGGGCUGAUACACCAGAGGUGGACAAGCAAUUCUCAGGAAACUGUUCUCAAAUGUCAACUUUGGUGAGUGAUAAAUUUAAUCUUCUGGUUUCCAUUUUCUCCUUCUUCUGGUAUCUUUUCUACUCAAGUGUUUAGACUGAGGUGCACUGCUGGCAGUACCGCCUUUUUGUCACUGUCCAUGGUGCUGGAACGAUCAACGGCUUCAUUUUGAAAUACAUGUUUUUGUAUGUUUUAUUGGAAACCAAAUUAUGAAUGCCCUCACUGAAUGCCUUACAUAUUAACGGCCCAUCAAGAUAAUUUAUUAUAAUCACAAUAUCCACGUUCUGGGUGUUUAUUUUUGGCAGAUGCAUUCAUACAUAUUAAGAUUAUCCAAAACAGUAAGACUUCAGCUUGAUCCAUGAGACUGAAAUCCACCAAAAUUUUG